Messenger RNA from Thermochaetoides thermophila DSM 1495, 2790 nucleotides. RefSeq lists its product as uncharacterized. Gene Ontology annotation, cellular component: mRNA cleavage and polyadenylation specificity factor complex. The transcript has a single exon. Bases 1 to 2790 code for a protein of 929 amino acids. Lineage: Eukaryota; Fungi; Ascomycota; Sordariomycetes; Sordariales; Chaetomiaceae. The record is from RefSeq and is a predicted model, not a curated record. Gene Ontology annotation, molecular function: RNA binding.
AUGCCCCCAACCUACGCAGAUUGGCCCUACGGCCCUCCCCCACCCCCAGGGAUGGGCAUGCCCGGCGCCAUGCCCAUCGGGCAGCAAGCCCCUCCCCCGCCUCCUCCUCCUCCCCCCAUAGGCCGCCCCUCCACAAGCCACUCGCAUCGCUCGCAUCGCCACCGCGCACAGUCUAUGUCGGCUGCUCAGGCUGCUAAUCCCUCUGCUGCUGCGGCGGGCGGGAUGGGGAUGUCCGGGAAUGUGGCCAAUACCGGGAUGCCGUAUAUCCGGGAGCCGGAGGACUUGUUGAGGGUGAGAGAGAGGGGGUAUGGGACUGCUCCGGCUCCGCCGCCGACGGGGGCGAAUGGGUAUGGAUACUCCGGCUUUGCGGGGUAUUAUCGGGAUGAUCGGUAUGGGAGGGAGAGGGAGAGGGAGAAGGAUCGUGAAAUGAGGGAGAGGGAGCGGGAUCGCGAGCUGAGGGAGCGCGAAAGGGAAAGAGACAGGGACAGAGACAGAGAGAGCACACGAGACCGAGAGAGAGAGAGAGACCGCGACCGCGACUUUGACCCAGCCUACGACCACGCCAUCGCCUACUACCGCCCGCCUGCGCCCCUGCCGGGCCCCGUCUCCCGCCGGGCCUCAGUCGCAGGCACCCACAACAGCAGCGCUACUAUUCCCGUGUCGCCAACCAACGCUCUCGAACGGCAUCGUGGCGCUGGAGUCAACGGCGCCCUCUGGAAUGUCACGUCUGCAGCCACAACCGAGCCACAUAUUGUCGCUGAUCUACUUGACGAUGUGGGUCAGGAUAGGGCAGUGAAUGUUUAUUUCAACUACGGGCCGGUGCAUAUCCAUCGCGGAGCGGGGAUUCCACCGCCGCCAGGCCAGGAGCUAGGGCUUGUGGUGGGGAGGAGGGAGGUCCCGUUGUAUAGGGACAGGUCCCGCGAACGGGACAGGGACGAGUCCGAUCGGGAUAGGCGUAGUAGGAGUCGCGCCGUCAUGGCGGGUGCUGCGGCAGGGAGAAGACGCGCGCAUUCUGUUUCGCAUAUACAUUCGGGAAGAGCAGUGCACACCAUCAUGGCACUGCCCUCCCGCGGCGACGGACGAGCAAGCGCAGCAGAGAGGGAUGUCUCGCCGAGCAGCACGGCACGCGUGACCAUGGAUUUUGAGAGCGAUCCAGACGGGGAAGGUAGCGAGACCGACUCACCUGGUCCGCCGGGCGGGGUGAGGGUUGCGCGCGCGAGGGCUAGAGAGAAGGAUCGGGAAAGGGAAAGGGACAGAGACAGAGACAGAGCAAAGCCCCGAUCGAGGGAGAGGACGUCUGCUAAGGCACGGGAAAGGGAGAGGGAGAGGCUCAAGGCGCGGGCUGCUGGAGCCGUCGCUAAGGAGCGUGAACGCGGCGGCGGGAAUAUCACGCCGGAGUCGUCUUCCGGGUCAGAAAGUGAGAGUGAGGGUGCGGGGAGUGAUGAAUCCGACUAUCUGCCGCCGCCAAAGGGGGUCAGGGAGGCGAUGGAGAGGGAGAAGGCAAGGAAGAGACAGGCAGCUAGGUAUCGCGAUCGUGAAGCUAGCGAGGAGAGGGCGCUUGAUAAGGAGUGGUCGAGGGAGAGGCUUCGGGCGAGAAGUGUUUCGCGGCCAGGGGUGAGGGGGGAGUCGAGGGAAAGGGAGAGGUCGAGAGAGAGGACGAGGGAGUUGGAGAGGGAAAGGGAGAGGUCACGGUCGAGGGUUAGGCCGGAAGCGCGCGAGAGAGACCGGGAGAGGGAGAGGGAGAGGGAUAGGGAUAGGGGUAGGGAUCUCCGUGAAAGAGACCGUGAUGUUCCCCGCCCUGCCACGGCUACAGGAAUCCCGCACGACCGCGACCGCGACCCUCUCUACGAUCAAUGCGACGGCUGCGGCAUCCUCUCUGAGCUUGUAGACGGACUGUGCUCUGAAUGCGAGUAUUAUGCCUUCAGCCCUCGCGAACGCGAACGCGAUCGUGACCGCGAAGCCCCCCUUCGCCGAUCCCGCUCCUACCGCGACCUCGAGCGCGACGACAAGGCAGCUCGAGAGCGUCUCCGUUCGCGGUCGAGGGGUCCCCCGGUCGAUCGCGAUCGCGACAGGGAGAAAGACAUCCGCCGCGCCGUCACUACCGGCCCUGGCUCCGGCCCUUACGCUCCUCCUCCCCCAGGUCCGGGAAUGGGAUACGCCUAUGGCUACGCCUACCCCAGCGGCAGUCUUCGCCACGUCUCAUUCACCCCGCGCUCAGGCCGAACCGCCCAACCCCCUGACCCUGGGUCAAUCCCAUCGCCGACUUCGGGCCGCGCACCCCGCGGUGAUCGCGACCGUGAUCGUGAGCCCCUCUCACCACGGGACAGACCUCUGACUAGGGACAGACCGAUCCCGAUCCAGCAUUCGACGGAGGAGUAUGACACGGAAGGGUAUAGUCUAGACGGCUCGCGCAACGCGUACGACCGCGACCGUGAGUACCUCACCCGCGGCCGGGCCCCUGCUAGAGAAAGGGAAACUCGUCUCCUGCGGGAGCGGUCUAAGUCCCGUGCACGAUCGCGCAGUCGGCCCGCCGGGGAGAGAGCCAGGGAAGGGGAGUUGGAUGCUCCGCGGCAGGAGGUGACGAUGACGCCCGAGGAGGAGGAGGAGAGUGUGGAAGGGGAGGUGAGGGGGUAUGGGUAUUAUGAUGUGAUGGAGGGGCGGGUGCCGGGGAGUAGGAGGUGGUCUGAGUACUAUAAUUAUGGGACGGGGAGUACGGGGAGACAGAGGUGGGCGUAUGGAGGGUAUGCCACUGGUGGUGGCGGGUAUGGGUAUGAUUGGGAAGGUUGGUGA